Molecule: messenger RNA, 2855 nt
Organism: Salvelinus fontinalis (brook trout)
Lineage: Eukaryota; Metazoa; Chordata; Actinopteri; Salmoniformes; Salmonidae
Product: neuropeptide FF receptor 1-like
Exons: 4
Coding region: 327-1826 (499 amino acids)
Biological process (GO): G protein-coupled receptor signaling pathway
Cellular component (GO): membrane
Molecular function (GO): neuropeptide receptor activity; peptide binding
Source: RefSeq, a predicted model, not a curated record
GUUACCCAGCUCCAUAAACUCAGUAGUUUAGUUGGAAUUGAGAAGCGAGACAUGAAAAUGAGAAAUAUGGAAUUCCCUAACAAAAAGCGUUGAUUUUGCUCAAUUUGAUCAACAUUGAAGAAUCCAUUUACCCAUCUCCAUUUGGCUGAAUUGGGAAAAGAGCUACUUUACUAUCGCGCGUUUAUGCAUCUACAUUUGCAUAGCUGCAUCGCUGAACUAUUUUAAACUAUUGUCAAAGUAGCCACAUUGGAGUGAAGCGCUCGCUCAAUACGGUGCAGAGCGGUGUGUGAGUGGCUGCGUGCCCCACCCUGAAGAAGAGAGGAGUGAUGGAGGUGUGGAGCAGCGAAGAAGAAAAGGGUCUGACUGAACUGGAGGGCUCGACAGGCACCAUGAUAGCCUUGAACUCCUCCAGCCACCUCCUCCUCUACUAUGAUGCUGCUAACCACACCAACUACACCACCACCAACAACAUCACCUAUUUCCCUUACUACCAGCACUCCCUCCCUGUGGCUGCUAGCUUCAUCCUAGCCUACCUGUUCAUCUUCCUGCUGUGCAUGGUGGGUAAUGUGCUGGUGUGUCUGAUCGUGCUGGGGAACCGCCGCAUGAGAACCGUCACCAACCUUUUCAUCCUCAACCUGGCGGUCAGCGACCUGUUGGUGGGCAUUUUCUGCAUCCCCACAACGCUGGUGGACAACCUCAUCACAGGCUGGCCGUUUACCAACACUGUGUGUAAACUGAGUGGUCUGGUGCAGGGGAUGUCUGUGGCUGCCUCAGUCUUCACCCUGGUGGCCAUCGCAGUGGACAGGUUCCGCUGCAUUGUGUACCCUUUUCAGCCCAAACUCACCCUCCUAGUUGCCAAGGCGACCAUAGCGAUGAUCUGGGUUCUGGCCGUGGUAAUCAUGUGUCCCUCAGCAGCUGCCCUGACCGUGGAGGAGGUGGCUGAUCACUACAUGGUUUACAGCCAGAACUACAACAUGACCUACCCCCUGUACUCCUGCUAUGAGAACUUUGCUGACCCGAAGAUGAGAAAGGUCUACACCACGGUUCUGUUCGCACACAUCUACUUGGUGCCCCUGACUCUCAUCACCGUCAUGUACGGGCGCAUCGGGGUGAAGCUCUACACCUCUGUGGUGUCAAGCAGAGAACCUCAGGAUGCAGCACCUCCCCCCCCCCCAGCCAGGCAUGAGGGGGGAAGGCCACAGAUCUCCCAGAAGAAGAUCAAGGUGAUCAAGAUGCUGAUUGUGGUGGCCUUGCUGUUCAUGCUGUCCUGGCUGCCGCUGUGGACUCUGAUGCUGCUGACGGACUACGGAGGGUUGGGAGAGGAACAGCUGGAGCUCCUCACUGGAUACAUCUUCCCCUUCGCCCACUGGCUAGCCUUUUCCAACUCCUCUGUCAACCCCAUCAUCUACGGAUACUUCAACGAGAACUUCAAGAGGGGCUUCCAGGCCGUCUGCCAGACCAACUCUUGUUGCCGCACAGGGAAUAGGGGUGAGGUAACGGGAAGGGGAACUAGGGAAGGUAGAGCAAGAGGUGGGGCUAAUGGUGGAUUGGAUGGAGGCGGACUGAGGGAUCCCACAAGCAACCCCAAUCCUCUCUUGUUUGGGGCAAGAAACAAAGUAUACACCGACGGUAAUGUGGCAGACUCUGUGCUCCUUGAGCUGGAGUUGAAGAAGAAUUCUAAGGUGGGAAGCAACAUAGUCCAUGUUGAGGGCAUGGGGACUGGGGCGAGUGGAGGAAUGGGAAUUGGCUAUGUGAUGAACAAAAAGGGGAUUCAUGUUGAGGAGCCCACCAGCCCAAUGGGAGUGUGUCAGGCCUGGGAUCAUUAGUGGGGAUUGAAACCAUGGAGGUGAUUUCAGCAUCCCUUAUGAAUAGAAAAGAUAGGCACAGUCUUAUUUAAUUUUUCAGAUGGUGUGGUAUGUGGACUCAAGUCAACAUUAAAUUAGACCACAUGACAAACUUUGAUCUUGGAGUCUUUCUAAGAUCCCUCUAACCACUAAAAAAAGACCUGGGCCCGUAUCCACAAAGUGUCUGAAUAGAAAAUUGGUCAUAAUAAGUGCUGAGAAUAGACAUCCCACUGGGCGCACACUGGUUGAAUCAACGUUGUUUCAACGUAAUUUGUCAACGCGUUGUGCCGUGGAAUCAACGUAGAAAAUGCGUAGGAUUUUUUUUUUUAAGUCAUCAACCAGUACUGUUUAUCAACUUUCAACCAGCGUUGUAAACAUUGAAAUUAGAAUAAAACAAACUUAAAUACAUAGAUUAAACAACCUAUUGGUCAGGUUAUGUCAAUCUAAUGCCAACGUAAUCAUCAUGUCUACUUUAAACUGGGUUAAAUUCUACAUAGAAAUGUUAAUCUUUUUCAUCCUAUAUUCAAUAUACACUGCUCAAAAAAAUAAAGGGAACACUUAAACAACACAAUGUAACUCCAAGUCAAUCACACUUCUGUGAAAUCAAACUGUCCACUUAGGAAGCAACACUGAUUGACAAUAAAUUUCACAUGCUGUUGUGCAAAUGGAAUAGACAAAAGGUGGAAAUUAAAGGCAAUUAGCAAGACACCCUCAAAAAAGGAGUGAUUCUGCAGGUGGUGACCACAGACCACUUCUCAGUUCCUAUGCUUCCUGGCUGAUGUUUUGGUCACUUUUGAAUGCUGGCGGUGCUCUCACUCUAGUGGUAGCAUGAGACGGAGUCUACAACCCACACAAGUGGCUCAGGUAGUGCAGCUCAUCCAGGAUGGCACAUCAAUGCGAGCUGUGGCAAGAAGGUUUGCUGUGUCUGUCAGCGUAGUGUCCAGAGCAUGGAGGCGCUACCAGGAGACAGGCCAGUACAUCAGGAGACAUGGAGGAGGCCGUAGGAGGGCA